Triticum aestivum (bread wheat) is the source of this 591-nucleotide messenger RNA. RefSeq names its product putative F-box protein At1g49610. Lineage: Eukaryota; Viridiplantae; Streptophyta; Magnoliopsida; Poales; Poaceae. Gene Ontology annotation, molecular function: protein binding. The record is from RefSeq and is a predicted model, not a curated record.
UCCCUCUCCAUCCGCGAGGUCAUAAGUUCUCUCUUGCCUUAUCUAUAGAUAAGAACGAAUCUCCUCGACUCGACUGAUAUGAUGGAUGGAAUGGGUAGAAGGUUGAGGUUAUUGUGUGUUGAUUUAGUUAGGACUUUGUCUCCCUUUCGUUAUCUUCCGCCCCGGGUGGAUGACCUGUGGGAGCUAAGUCGAAGAUCUCGGUGUCGUCGUGAGUGGUUGAUAAACAACGAUUGCAGUUUGAUUUAGGGAGUCCCAACCCUGUGAAGCUUAACAGACAAAGAAAACGAUAGAGACUUCCGGGUAUAGGGUGACGACCUUAAUGAAUCAAGUAUUCAGGUGGCAGAGUUUUGAGCUACAUAAGCGCUCAAAUUCCGGAAUACUUAUUGCCCCAAAAAUAUGAUCAACCCCAGGUACAUUUAUUAGGUUUUGAUCUGAGGCUAUCCUGGUCUGCAGGACCCAACACAAGUAUUCAUCCUUUCCAAUCUGAAAAAGGUGUUGCCGAAAGCUUACCCUCUUCCACACGGAUGCUACAGCCGCUAUCACUUUUGCAGGAGGGGAAUUACAGAGUUCGCCUCUCGACAUCUUGUUUGG